AGCUGAUCGCCUUCCGCGCCGUGCAGGGGGUUGCCGGGUCUGGUAGGGUUCUUCUGCCUUUUCUUUUUGUCUCCCAGUUGGGAAAUUCGCACGUGUGUGGUGUGUACGACGUUUUGGCAUGCUUAUCGUCAUGUGAGCAGGCCUGUACAGCGUGUCCAUGAUCAUCCUGCCGGAGAUCACGCCGGACCACCAGAAAAAGUACAUUGCCGGGAUCGUCGGCCUUGUGCUUGCGUCGGCCGGCGUGUUGGGGCCAGUGCUGGGCGGCAUCCUGACGAAUUAUGCGAGCUGGCGAUGGGUAUUCUGGAUCAAGUCAGUGACCCUCGCUGAAACUUUGUUUCCCCCGUGUCUCACCCAUCACACUGACACCACCGCCAGCGGGCCCAUCGGCGGUUUCUCGCUGCUCGUCUUCCUCCUCGCCUGGCCAGACAAGAAGUACCUCCCGUCUCUCGAGCGGCGCUCCUGGAAAGACGUCGACUUUGUCGGCGCCUUCCUCCUAAUCGCCUCCGUCGUACUGAUCGUCUUCCCCUUCCAAAACGCCACCAACACACCAACCACCACCGCCACCAGCCCCUGGGCCACCGCCACCUUCCUAGCCCCGCUACUGACCGGCCUGCUCUCGCUGGGUCUCCUGGCGCUGUGGCAAGCGGCCCUCGCGCCGCGGCUGCACAAGCAGCACAACGCGCGCCUCGCGCUGGCCCUGCCCCCCGCGCUGCUGCGCAACCGCGUCUACGCCGCCGCCGCCCUGCACACCCUCCUGACCGGCUUCCCCUACCUGCUCUGCGUCUUCGCCUUCCCCGUCCGCUUCCAGGUCGUCUACGGCCGCAGCGCGCUGCAGGCGGGCCUCAUGCUGCUCCCCAUGCUGGCCGGCACCGCGGUCGGGACCGUGCUGGCCGGCGCGGUCAACGGCGGCAGGGGGAAGGUCAGGUUCCUGGAGACGCUGCUGGUUGCGGCCGCGCUGAUGUUGCUUGGCUGCGGGCUGGAGACGACCGCCGAGGUUGGGGAUGGGGCCGUUGAGCCGAGGGUGUUGGGGUUUUUGGUGUUUGUCGGGUUGGGGUUUGGCUUGUCGGCUGCUGGGGGGACGAUGUUGGCUGGGGCGGAGGCGCCGGUUUGGGAGCAUGCAUCCGCGCAGGGCAUCAUGGCGCAGGUGCGCAUCUUCGGCGGCAGCAUCGGCAUUGCGGCGUCGUCGGCCAUCCUGGGCACCAAGACCCGCGCCGCAUUGGCCGAAGCGGACGUGCCCGCCUCGGCGCUGGCGCAGCUGGCGGCGUCGGAUCCGUCCGGCCUGACGCCCGAGCAGUGGACGCUCGUCCGCACCGUGUACACGGACGCGCUGCGGGAGGACAUGAUUGUGUGCUGCGCCGUGCUCGCGGCCGCGAUGCUGUUUACCCUGGGCGUCUACCGGCGCGGCAGGGUGUCGAUGCAGGAGAUGCUGAAGCAGCGGUAUCGCGAGGAGGCCGAGCGGCGGAGGGAUGCGGCGGGUGCGGCGGCCCGCAAGCCUGCGGAAGUCGCGGCAUCAGGGGAGUCCGCGUGAAGUGGUCCGGGCCUCCGUGGAGGAGAAAAAUGGAAAGUUGGAUUGAUGCAUAACCGGCCUGUUUUGGAUCAAUCAUGUCAUGUGCGGGGACCGGCGUUCUUGGAUGUAGACGGGGCCGGUC
This is a messenger RNA of Thermothielavioides terrestris NRRL 8126, 1649 nucleotides long. RefSeq lists its product as uncharacterized. Bases 158 to 1528 code for a protein of 456 amino acids. Gene Ontology annotation, biological process: transmembrane transport. Lineage: Eukaryota; Fungi; Ascomycota; Sordariomycetes; Sordariales; Chaetomiaceae. The transcript is spliced from 3 exons. The record is from RefSeq and is a predicted model, not a curated record. Gene Ontology annotation, molecular function: transmembrane transporter activity.